CCCGCCCGUGCUUCAAGAUGCCGAGGCGAUCUCACAAAGACAUUUUGCAUCCGAAAUCUCAAGCCGGGGCCUUUUAUCAGACGAUUCCCGUCAUUGUCGAUUUCCCAAUUAACCGUUUCCCUCAACAUCCAAAUACCCUGUAUACUCUGUAACGAAUGAACGCCUCACGACAAGCAAGCAAAAUGGCCAACAUCAACAUCAAAAUCAUCUCGGACCCUGUCUGCCCUUUUUGCUAUCUUGGCAAUGCCCGUCUGAACCGGGCGAUAGACCUGUACAAGAAGACGUACCCGGGUGGCAAGGACGACACCUUCAACGUCACAUGGCAGGCCUACUACCUCAACCCGACGGCGCCGGCCAAGGGCUUGCCCGUCAACGAGGUCAUGGCGUCGCGGUUCGGCGCCGAUCGGCUCGAGAUGAUGCAUGCGCACAUGAAGAAGCUGGGUGUGGCCGAGGGUUUCAACUUCACCUUUGGCGGCAAGACCGGGCACACGCGCGACGCGCACCGAGCGAUUCAGCUGGCCAAGUCCAAGGGCCCCGAGGUCGAGAACGCCGUCAUGACAUCCAUCAUGAAAAGCUAUUUUGAGGAGGACGGCGACGUGACGAGCUGGGACAUGAUUGUCGACGCGGCCGCCCGGGGCGGGCUGGAGAGGGACGAGGUGCGCAAGUGGCUCGAGGAGGGCAAGGGCGGGCGCGAGGUUGAUGAGCAGGUCGAGGAUGCCUACCGGAUGGGUGUCCGCGGGGUGCCUCAUUUUGUCAUCAACGACAAGUACGAGGUCGGCGGCGCGCAGGAGGUGGGCGAGUUCCUGAGACAAAUCGUGGCGGCCAAGGAGAAGGGCGGCCAGGGUUCGAGCGGAGGAGGUGGACUGUCAUGCUAAGAGCAUGCGAGAUUCGUUCUAUCAUCUCCUCGCAGCAUGUUGGGAGUAAAGAACAGGGGUUUAAAAAACAAUAAAAAAGGUCAACAUCAUAAUC
This is a messenger RNA of Colletotrichum destructivum, 969 nucleotides long. Its product is annotated as Putative DSBA-like thioredoxin domain, Thioredoxin-like superfamily. Bases 156 to 875 code for a protein of 239 amino acids. The transcript has 2 exons. The record is from RefSeq and is a predicted model, not a curated record. Gene Ontology annotation, molecular function: oxidoreductase activity. NCBI's taxonomy places the organism in Eukaryota, Fungi, Ascomycota, Sordariomycetes, Glomerellales, Glomerellaceae.